Patiria miniata (bat star) is the source of this 1150-nucleotide messenger RNA. Its product is annotated as 40S ribosomal protein S9-like. The transcript has 4 exons. Bases 125 to 700 code for a protein of 191 amino acids. Gene Ontology annotation, molecular function: rRNA binding; structural constituent of ribosome. Gene Ontology annotation, biological process: positive regulation of translational fidelity; translation. The record is from RefSeq and is a predicted model, not a curated record. NCBI's taxonomy places the organism in Eukaryota, Metazoa, Echinodermata, Asteroidea, Valvatida, Asterinidae. Gene Ontology annotation, cellular component: cytosolic small ribosomal subunit.
UACCAUUGAUUGGAAAAUAUUAAUCCGAGGAAUUGUAGUAGCAAAUCGCAAGAGGGCGUUCUUUCUUUCCCAAGUGCGCCGCGUGUGCGAGUAUUUCGCAAGCCGGUCCCUAUAACACAACAUCAUGCCAAGAGUAGUGUGCAGCAAGACCAGUGUGACGCCCAGGCGUCCCUUUGAGAAGGAGCGUUUGGACCAGGAGUUGAAGCUCAUCGGCGAGUACGGCCUGCGCAACAAGCGUGAGGUGUGGCGGGUCAAGUACACCCUGGCCAAAAUCAGGAAGGCUGCCCGGGACCUGCUGACACGAGAAGACAAGGAUGCCAAGAGGCUGUUCGAAGGUAAUGCCCUUCUGCGUCGUCUGGUCCGUGUUGGAGUGCUGGACGAGACCAAGAUGAAGCUUGAUUACGUCCUGGGUCUGCGAGUGGAGGACUUCUUGGAGCGUCGUCUGCAGACGCAGGUCUUCAAGUCUGGUCUGGCCAAGAGCAUUCAUCAUGCCCGAGUCCUCAUUCGCCAGCGUCACAUCCGCGUCCGGAAGCAGGUGGUGAACAUCCCCUCCUUCAUCGUCCGUCUGGACUCCCAGAAGCACAUUGACUUCUCCCUGAGGUCUCCGCUGGGCGGUGGACGCCCGGGCCGCGUCAAGCGCAGGAACAUGCGCAGAGCCCAGGGCGGGGCUGGUGAUGAAGCUGAAGAAGAUGAGGAUUAAACAGGAUGCUGCAAAGGGAGGACUGGUGUCUAGAGAGAAACCACCCAUGGAAUAGGCUUGUCUAAACACCCGUCUUUUGAAGACUGCUCUAUCUUUGGUCAUUCCAAGAUGGACAUAGCAAUAGCUUGCUUGAUUCUGGUCCAAAGGAUUCAGGUGUACCAAAUGGAGCUAGUAAUUAAAUAACGAUGAGCAACUUGAGCUUUUCACUGAUUGAGUAGUUAAUCAUGAUGUCCUAAAAUUACUUCACUUCAUCACACAACACUGCUCGUGAAUUUUGACAAUUCAUUGCUUGAUAAAAAUAAGAAUAUCUGUUUCCUUGUGGACAUGGAGGUUUGUGAAGUUUCCCUGAGACACCUUAAAAACAUCUUGUUCUUCCUUUUAGCAAAAAUGAAAAGCAGCAUAAUAAAAAGCCCUUUAUGUUGGGCUAACAUGAAAAAUGACAGUAAAAGA